Molecule: messenger RNA, 635 nt
Organism: Capsaspora owczarzaki ATCC 30864
Lineage: Eukaryota; Filasterea; Ministeriida; Capsasporidae
Exons: 3
Coding region: 103-498 (131 amino acids)
Biological process (GO): DNA synthesis involved in DNA repair; DNA-templated DNA replication
Cellular component (GO): delta DNA polymerase complex
Molecular function (GO): DNA-directed DNA polymerase activity
Source: RefSeq, a predicted model, not a curated record
AAAAUCAUCGCACGCACUCGAGAUCGAGCCAAAUGUGACGAGCAGUCCAUUUAACCCUAACCCUAAAAACCCUAAAAACCCUAAACCGUCACCAACUCUCGGAUGUCGACACGCUCCCGCCGCUCGACGACCUCGCCCGCCGCUAAAGCGAACGUGCGCAUCGACACUGCAUUCAGCAAGACACGCCCCUCGGUGGCCGCUGGCCACGUGGGCGAGAGCAUCAAGGCGAACGCGAAAAGCCGACAAGUCAUCGAGGUGCUGGACGACGACUUAGACGCAACUUCGCGUGAGCAACAACUCGAGCUGCUGAAGGCGUUCGACUUGGAUAGCGAGUACGGUCCUGCCAUCGGCAUUACGCGACUUGAGCGAUGGGAGCGAGCACAAAAAUAUGGUCUUGAGCCGCCAGUGCAAAUCAAGCUCCUCGUCCAAGCACAUUCAGAUGACUUGGAUUACACAAAGUGCUUCUGGAAGACAGAUGGCCCGAACGUGUGCAUCUAGAGCUGUUUUUUUUUUUUUUUUUUUUUUGGUUUGUGAAUUUUAUCGCUGUUAUGUUUUGUUGUGUUGUCGUUAUUUUCGAUUCCUCUUGUCAAAGAACGUUUCUCCCCGGGUUGCAAACACAACUUGAGCAGCCCCUG